AAUUGAACUUGUGAAGCCAGCCUUGUGGCGCGGGGUUACCAAAAUUUUCGAGUUCGUCAUCAUUUUGUAGGAAUGCUAUAUUAGUAGCAAACAGAUAAUAAAUUAGCAGUUAUCAUCUGACAGGCUACACAGAAACAAUUCCAUUUCUACAAUCCGUUAUUUUGGUCAUUUUAUACUUUGGCAUGUCGAUGUCUAACGGAGAUUAUGUUCGGAUACCACUUUCUGGGAGUUUUGAAGAUCAAGUGGACCAAGAACUUCAAGGGACUUUAGAGCAUAAUACUAACAUUGAAAGUCCAAAAACGGAAUCAAGCCUGGGUCCUUUCAGCUUUAAGUUCUACCAACAGUACUUCGAUGUUGAUACAAGUCAGGUUCUGCAUCGUCUUGCCUCUGCAUUCAUACCUAAUCCGCGUAUAAAUUUCAUUCAACAUUCUCUAAAACCUCGAGCUGAUCUCUAUGGUCCAUUUUGGAUUUCAACUACGUUGAUGUUAGCUGCUGCCAUCGGGGGGAAUAUAUCCAACUAUUUGCAGUCACGUCGUGAGGUAUCUUCAUGGCAUUAUGAUUUUCAGAAAGUUACGCUGACAUCAACUAUCAUUUAUGUGUAUUGGUGGCUAACACCACUGCUGUUGCAUGCAGUUAUGCACAUUCAUCGUAAAAACAAGAAACCCCAGUCAAACGAUGCUGAAAGCGAUCUCACUGACCUAUUGGAACGUUCCGACACUGAUUCAUCAUCAUUUCACAAUGCGAAAAAUGCAAAUAAAUUCUUCGAUGUUCUGUCGACCUAUGGUUAUUCAUUAGCAGUUUUCGUUCCUGUUGCAAUUUUAUGGACAAUUCAGAUUGAUAUACUACAAUGGUUAUUGUUCUUAGUUGGAAUAGGAAUUUCUGGGGCAUUCCUAGUAUUUGCUUUAAUGCCUAGUAUACGCAAAGAAUAUCCAAAGCUUGCAACACCAAUAAUGAUCAUUAUAAUUGUAGUACAUUUUGGUUUUUCAUUAGCUCUAAUGAUUGCCUUCUUUCAUGGAUCUCCACCUGUACUAGAUCCUCUAUCUCAUACUGGUUAUAUACAUCAACAAAAUGUUUUGGAAAAUAAUAAACAACUGUCAAAUAUCACUGUAUUAACUACUAAUAAGCCAGUAUAUCAUUAAUUCAUCUGUUAUUUUAGCUUGAGCACUGCUAUUUUAAGUAGGAAAUUUGUUAAACAACGGUAAUACUAUUAUUACUACUAACACUACUAUUAACUGUUAUAAACCUUUGUACAGGUGCAGUUGAUUCCUUUCUUUCUGUUUGUUUAUUACUGCUUCUGUAUUGUACUAUCAUUUCCACAAUACAUAAAUGCAUGCAUAACACUGUGAUAUUCAUUGUGUUUCAUUUUUAUUUUAACUAUUUUCAAAAUAUACGGAUUACAUAGUAAUUGAGGUCACAUUUUCUAUUGAGUAGUUGAAAAUGAGUAAUUUAAUGACUGGAUGUUAUAUAAUUCAUUCGGAACAUUAUUAUUAUUAUUAUUAUUAUUAUUAUUAUUAUUAUUAUUAUUACCACUACAAGGUAUAAAAAGAUGUGAAUAAUAAUCGUUUAGUUUUAGUUAUUUGAACACAUAAAUAUUGGUACAAGGGGGCACCAAAUAUAUAUGCACCACACAAUAAUAAUCGAGUAUUAUGACAUUUGUUUAUUAGAGGAAGUAACACUCAUUUUGGGUUACAUUUAUAAAAUGUUUUGUUACUUUUCAAGUGUGUCUUAAUAUUUCAUAAUAAAAAGUAAAUAGUGUCUGUAUUUGAAAAGUACAAGUUAAUUGAUAUUUUACAACCUUAUGUAUAUGUGCUUACUCAGGAAAGGUAAUAUUUGUUAUAUACUACUAACUUUCAGUGUUUUACUUAGUACAAUUAACGCUAAUGAAUAAUUGGUGUGAAAUAUACAUUGAAAUCAUACACAUAAGAAGUAUUGAAACUAUCGAAUCUUGUACUGUUAUAAAACUUCGAUGCUUACAUGUCUUCGCAAAUAUCCCUUAUUGUUAUCCUGUUAUUGACUCAAUUGGCUGUCAAAUCAUUAUACUAUAAUGAUGAAUAGUUGAUAUCAUCCGGUCUUAGUUUUAUUUAUUUAUUUGAACACAAAUAUUGGUACAAGAGGGCACCAAAUAUAUAUGCGCCACGCCAUACGCCAUUUGUUCCUUCAGGAUACUGGAGACUAUGUGCACCAUUGGUUUGGGAUCCGGCUAAAGCGCCGAACAUUCGCUUUUCGUCCUCUCAU
Messenger RNA from Schistosoma haematobium, 2235 nucleotides. RefSeq names its product Protein yipf2 (gene YIPF2). Lineage: Eukaryota; Metazoa; Platyhelminthes; Trematoda; Strigeidida; Schistosomatidae. Gene Ontology annotation, cellular component: Golgi apparatus; membrane. Gene Ontology annotation, biological process: vesicle-mediated transport. The record is from RefSeq and is a predicted model, not a curated record. Gene Ontology annotation, molecular function: small GTPase binding. The transcript has 8 exons. Bases 183 to 1139 code for a protein of 318 amino acids.